AUGGCCUCCCGCUUCGUCGCCUCCCGCCUGGCUUCUGCCGCCCGCGUCAACGUCGCCGCCGCUUCCAAGCGCUCCAUCUCUGGUGCCGCUAAGCGCACUCAGGUCGUCCCCCGCACCGCUUUCCAGGUCCAGCGUCGUGCCUACUCCUCCGAGAUGGCCAACGCCCUGGUUGAGGUCUCCAAGAACAUUGGUAUGGGCUCUGCCGCCAUUGGUCUGACCGGUGCUGGUAUUGGUAUUGGUCUCGUCUUCGCUGCUCUCAUCAACGGUGUUGCCCGCAACCCUGCUCUCCGUGGCCAGCUUUUCUCCUACGCCAUUCUGGGUUUCGCUUUCGUCGAGGCCAUUGGUCUUUUCGACCUCAUGGUUGCCCUCAUGGCCAAGUUCACGUAA
This is a messenger RNA of Cordyceps fumosorosea ARSEF 2679, 387 nucleotides long. RefSeq names its product ATP synthase protein 9. Gene Ontology annotation, biological process: proton motive force-driven ATP synthesis; proton transmembrane transport. The record is from RefSeq and is a predicted model, not a curated record. Gene Ontology annotation, molecular function: proton transmembrane transporter activity. Lineage: Eukaryota; Fungi; Ascomycota; Sordariomycetes; Hypocreales; Cordycipitaceae. The coding region runs from base 1 to 387 and encodes 128 amino acids. The transcript has 3 exons.